AUGUCUCUCUCGGUGAAAGGAAGAUCUGCCAUUAUCACUGGAGCUGGCUCCGGUAUCAAUCUCAGUUUCGCCAAAUUGCUAGUGGAAAACGGCUGCAAUGUCCUAAUCGCAGACCUAGCCUUGCGUCCCGAGGCGCAAGUGCUAGCCGAUAAGCACAAGACCGGGCCCGCACGAGUGGUCUUCCAACAGACUAAUGUGAUUGACUGGGUCCAGCUCGAGCAGAUGUUCGAGGUUGCGAAGAAGGAGUUCGGCGAGAUUGAUAUUGUUUGCCCGGGCGCGGGAGUCUACGAGCCGAACUGGAGCAACUUCUGGCGCCCGCCUCACUCAGCUGAAAGCAAGGACCUGGCCUCUGGCGGCCGAUACGCUUUGAUCGAUAUCAACAUCACCCAUCCGAUCCGCACGACGCAGCUGGCGAUUGCCCAUUUCCUUAACAACCGUACCAGCGGUCGCCCGAAGCAUAUCGUUCAUAUCUCCAGCAUUGCGGGCCAGAACGCGAAUCUCGCAGCUCCAAUUUACUGCGCCACGAAAGCCGCCGUCAACGGCUUUGUGAGGUCGCUCGCCGACCUCGACAAGAAGCUUGGCAUCCGAGUCACAGCCGUGGCUCCCGGUGUUAUCAAGACCCCGCUGUGGACUGAUCAUCCAGAGAAGAUGAAGAUGGUUGAUGAUAGUACUGAUUCGUGGGUGACGCCUGAAGAAGUGGCGGAGGUGAUGUUGGCGCUUGUGCAGCAAGAACAAGUGGGCGAGAUUAUCGGGGAUCGCUCGGGUCGUGGGCCGCAGUUUAAGGUGGAGGGAGGUACGAUUCUGGAAGUUUCAAAGACGGUGCGAGCUGUCGAACAGUUCAAUGAUCCUGGCCCUGGUAAUCGACCUGGAAACACGGCGUCGGAUCAUCAUGCGGUUGAGGAAGAGAGUUAUCAACUCAUGUCGCAGAAAGGCUGGGGAUUGUCGAAGAUAUAA
Messenger RNA from Penicillium concentricum, 954 nucleotides. RefSeq lists its product as uncharacterized. The transcript has 3 exons. Gene Ontology annotation, cellular component: cytoplasm. NCBI's taxonomy places the organism in Eukaryota, Fungi, Ascomycota, Eurotiomycetes, Eurotiales, Aspergillaceae. The record is from RefSeq and is a predicted model, not a curated record. Gene Ontology annotation, molecular function: oxidoreductase activity, acting on the CH-OH group of donors, NAD or NADP as acceptor. Bases 1 to 954 code for a protein of 317 amino acids.